AUGACUGGAGUCUUUGACAGCCUUGUUUCAGAUAUGCAUUCAAACCAGAUUACCUCCAGCAGUUACCAGCAGCAGCAGCAGCAGCAGCACCACAGCUUGCAUAAGCCCCAGGAAUCUCCCACUCUGCCUGUGUCGACCGCCACCGACAGCAGCUACUAUACCAACCACCAACAACAGCACAGUGGUGGAGCUGGAGGAGGCACGGGCAGCAACGGAAGCAGUGGGUCGCCCUACGCCCAGAUGGGCUCUUACCAGUACCACCCGAACGGCAUCGGUGCAGUGCCCUACUCCACCAAAGCCGGGAGUUACGACCUGGGAUACUCCACCUCCUACACCUCCUAUGCACCCUAUGGGACAAGGACGCCACCAAUCAACAAUGAGCCCGAAAAAGAAGAGGGUGAGCCCGAGAUCCGAAUAGUAAAUGGGAAGCCAAAGAAAGUACGGAAGCCGAGAACCAUCUAUUCCAGUUUUCAGUUGGCAGCCUUACAGAGACGAUUCCAGAAGACCCAAUAUUUGGCACUGCCCGAGAGAGCGGAGUUGGCAGCUUCGCUAGGCCUCACCCAAACUCAGGUGAAGAUCUGGUUCCAGAACCGCAGAUCCAAAUUCAAGAAGAUGUGGAAAAGCGGUGAAAUCCCAGCGGAUCAGCAGCGGGUCGGCAGCUCCUCUCCUCCUUGCGCCUCACCUCCUGCUUCAGCCACCCUCGCCUGGGACUUUGCUCCCCACCCGCAGCGAAUGAGCAGCGGCGGCGGCGGCGGCAGCGGGAGCAGCGCCGGUUCGAGCCCUGGCACUCCUAGCGGAGCCGCCGCUUUCCUGGGUAACUACUCGUGGUAUCACCAGGCGUCCAGCGCCGCAGCUUCCCAUCUGUCAGGAGCUUCCCCGAUCCUGCAGCAAGGGCAGUCUCACCAGCAUCACCCCCAUCUUCAUCACGCCCAUCACCAUGGCGCGGCUGUGAGCACAGGGACUAUUUUCUAACCCCAACUUACUCUCCAAGGGACCGCGUCUAGGGUGGAGAGAAGGAAGGCUCCCUCCCCCUCCUCUUUCCGGUGUAUCUCUCCCACCCCCGUCCC
This is a messenger RNA of Notechis scutatus (mainland tiger snake), 1067 nucleotides long. It is a transcript of the gene DLX2, whose product is annotated as distal-less homeobox 2. The record is from RefSeq and is a predicted model, not a curated record. Gene Ontology annotation, molecular function: DNA-binding transcription factor activity, RNA polymerase II-specific; RNA polymerase II cis-regulatory region sequence-specific DNA binding. Lineage: Eukaryota; Metazoa; Chordata; Lepidosauria; Squamata; Elapidae. Gene Ontology annotation, biological process: embryo development; negative regulation of transcription by RNA polymerase II; cell differentiation.